Anisakis simplex (herring worm) is the source of this 258-nucleotide messenger RNA. The record is from the annotation of a GenBank genome assembly. Lineage: Eukaryota; Metazoa; Nematoda; Chromadorea; Rhabditida; Anisakidae.
ACGAUAACAGCCGAUGAGCUUGGGGAGUUGUAUCCAUCGAAGUCCACUUUGCGAACGUUUGGUUUUUCGUUGUCCGGGGGAGUUGAUUUGGAUGGAAAUGGAUAUAACGAUUUGGUGGUGGGUGCAUUCGACUCUGAUUCGGUGAUCGUUCUACGAGCACGACCUGUCAUUAAUAUUCAGACGAAGCAUCUGGAAAGCGAUCUCAAUGUUGACAUUGAUGGCGAUUCGUCGUGCACGAGAGGCGCUCAGACUUGGUGA